AUAUGUGUCAAAGAGGUGCGGCCAAGACAGUCAAAAGGGAAAAUGGAGAGGAAAAAGUUCCACCCUCACUAAUGCAAAGAUUGCUUUCGCUAGAGCAUGGGGUUGGUGCAGCUGCCUCUGACACUGGAUGGAAUCUAUAUGGGACUAUUAUCCUGCUGGAUUUGCGUUUUGUUUUAGGGCUACAACGUAAUGUAUUGGAAAAGCGAACAAAUGUUGGCUUGCCCCGAGGUGGAUGACAUUGAAAAUGGGUUUAACUCGACCUUCGACAGCACGGGCACAUCGGAUUACAUUUUUGGAGAUGAGUCGUAUUCACCAUCUUCGUCUUUGUCUUCCUUGACACCGCAGACUAUGGCAUCAGCCUCUCUGGGGAAAAGCCUUUGUACAAGUUGUGGUUUGGAGAUAGUUGACAAAUACCUACUCGAGGUGAACAACUUGUGUUGGCACGUGAACUGCCUCUCGUGCAGCAUGUGCCAAACUCCUCUAGGAAGACAUGUCAGUUGCUACAUCAAAGACAAGGUGGUUUUCUGCAAACUCGACUACUUCAGGAAGUAUGGAACUCGCUGUGCCCACUGUGGCAGGAACAUGCACUCCAAAGACUGGGUGAGGAGAGCAAAGGGCAACACCUACCACCUGGCCUGCUUCGCCUGCUUCUCCUGCAAGCGCCAGCUCUCCACGGGGGAGGAAUUUGCCCUGGUGGAGGAGAGGGUGCUGUGCCGAAUCCACUACAACUGCAUGCUGGACAACCUGAAACAGGCCAUGGAAAGUGGUGUUACUUUAGAGGGAGCCCCACCAUCAGAGCAAGAAGGGUCUCAUCCCAAACCAGCUAAGAGGGCUCGCACUAGCUUCACCACAGACCAGCUACAGGUGAUGCAGGCCCAGUUUGCACAGGACAAUAACCCAGACGCUCAGACCCUCCAGAAGCUGGCAGAGAGGACUGGCCUCAGUCGCAGGGUCAUUCAGGUUUGGUUCCAGAACUGUCGAGCACGUCAUAAGAAGCAUGUGAGCCCUCAGCACCAUGUGCCAUCUGCAGCGAUGUCGUCACUACAGCAGUCCAGGCUUUCUCCGUCUCUUAUGGAGGAUCUACACUACACAUCCUACAUACCAACAGACACACCCGUGCUUACAGCACUACACACUUACAUGGAUGUGCACUCUCCCUCCUCCCUGGUGUUCCAGCCUCUUUUAUACCAUUCCAUGACACAGCUGCCAAUCAGCCAUGCCUGAUCUUCACAUCCCGCACCCUGCAGAACCGGCCCUUACCAUUGGUUAGAAUGCUGAGGAGCCAAUGCGAAAGCCCUGUCCAUUAAAGGGUGGGGUGCAAAAUGAUUUGCUAUGGGAAUUUAUCGAAGGAGAUCAAAUUCAGAUGUAAAAUAAGGUUAAUAUGUAAACUUGUUGAUGAUGUAUUGUA
Oncorhynchus kisutch (coho salmon) is the source of this 1408-nucleotide messenger RNA. Its product is annotated as LIM/homeobox protein Lhx8-like. Bases 190 to 1224 code for a protein of 344 amino acids. Gene Ontology annotation, molecular function: DNA-binding transcription factor activity, RNA polymerase II-specific; RNA polymerase II transcription regulatory region sequence-specific DNA binding. Gene Ontology annotation, cellular component: nucleus. The record is from RefSeq and is a predicted model, not a curated record. NCBI's taxonomy places the organism in Eukaryota, Metazoa, Chordata, Actinopteri, Salmoniformes, Salmonidae. The transcript is spliced from 8 exons. Gene Ontology annotation, biological process: neuron differentiation; regulation of transcription by RNA polymerase II; forebrain neuron development.